GCAGUAACGCGUUCUUCACCGCUGAUUCCCUUGUGCAGUUUUUAGGGAAAAGAAAAAUAAUGGCUGCGCUCUUGAUCAGACGGACUAAAUUGUUGUCGAUGGUGAGCAGCCAGUUCAAUUCUCCUGCAUGUGUGAAGAACAUUCACUGUACUGCAGCAUGUUUAAAGAACCGUGCAGCCCGUAUUCGAGUGGGUAAAGGAGACAGGCCAUUGACUUAUGAGCAGUCAUAUCACCCCCAUCACAUCGGACACAGGAAGGGCUGGCUCUCCCAACACACCAGCAAUCUUCAAGGUGAAGAUGGAGCGGCAGAGCGGAUAGUGGAGGACGUCUUCAUCAGGCGCUUCAUGUACGGCACAUUUCAUGGCUGUUUAGCUGAUGAACUGGUGAUCAAACGCAGAGGAAACAUCCUUGUCAUUUGUGCUGUGAUGAUACAGAAACUCUUACCAACGAAACUGUAUUUUCUUAUCGGGUACACUGAGGAACUGCUGUCUCAUUUCUACAAGUGUCCGGUUAAAAUGGAGGUCCAGACGGUGGAAGAAAAAGUAGUCUACAAAUAUCUCUAAAUGGACAAUGCUUGCGAAGCACAAGAAAAUGUUGUCUUUAUCCAUGUUUAAAACUGUCCAGAGAAUAAACAAUGAAUACCUUUAACAUAUUUGAAUAGAAGCAUCCUACAUUGUGUAUUUCUGUAAAGACUAAAAUGGGGAGUAUCACGUUUUGUUGUAAAUUACAAUAUAAAAUUAUUCAAAAUGCAUGAAAAACCUUUUUAUUUAUAUAUAAUAAAAAUUGACCUAAUAAGGA
Molecule: messenger RNA, 798 nt
Organism: Myxocyprinus asiaticus (Chinese sucker)
Lineage: Eukaryota; Metazoa; Chordata; Actinopteri; Cypriniformes; Catostomidae
Gene: mrps24
Product: mitochondrial ribosomal protein S24
Exons: 4
Coding region: 60-563 (167 amino acids)
Biological process (GO): translation
Cellular component (GO): mitochondrion
Source: RefSeq, a predicted model, not a curated record